Messenger RNA from Morchella sextelata, 4284 nucleotides. RefSeq lists its product as uncharacterized. Bases 1 to 4284 code for a protein of 1427 amino acids. Lineage: Eukaryota; Fungi; Ascomycota; Pezizomycetes; Pezizales; Morchellaceae. Gene Ontology annotation, biological process: DNA integration. The record is from RefSeq and is a predicted model, not a curated record. Gene Ontology annotation, molecular function: nucleic acid binding. The transcript has 7 exons.
AUGUCCAUCCCCGACCCACCUGCAUGGGCCCCAUCCAACGAUGUAGAAGGAUUCAGGCAGCAGUAUGAGGCCGACUCUGCCGAAUUAUUCAACAACAUCGCCGCCCUCGUCCAGCGCGUCCGCUUCCAGAGGGACACCCUUCAUACACAAUGUACCACCGCCAAUGAAACCAUUGACAACCUCGAGGAGCAGGUAAUCCGGCUCAACCUCGACCUCAAUGUCGCCCGUGCCACCCCCGCCUCUACCGUCACUGUCCCCAUUGCCGCUGCCCCCCCACGUGCUACUGUCCCCGCCUUCAGGUCCGAAAAGUUUCCAGACCCCGAAAAAUUCGAUGGCACCUGUACCAGGCUCCCCGGAUUUACAACCCAACUUCGAAUGAAAGUCGAAUGGCUUGGAGGAAAGGCCCUUGAUCAGGUCGUUCCACUCGUUAACGCUAACCCUGCCGCCCCCUUCUCCUCCGUUACUGCCUUCGUUACACACCUGGAAGCCUCGUUUGGAGACCCAGACCCCCGGAGUACCACCCGUCACCAACUCGUCGCCCUGAAGCAAGGCAAAGGGGACUUUGCCACCUACUACUCGCAGUUCCUCCGUAUUGUGGUAUACCUGGACUACAACGAGGGAGCCAAUAUCGAUACCCUGGCCAAAGGACUGUCGGAUGACUUGAAGGAUGCCAUGACAUACCGGACAGACAGGCCUAACACCGUCGAAGCAUAUUCUACCAUGUUGAUGACAAUUGACAACCAGGUUCGGAGCCGUAAAGCUGAACAACGGGCUAUUCAGAAUACUAUGGGACAAUUUACCGCCCCCACCGCUGUCGCACACCCAUCUCACACCACCGAAGACCUCGCCCCAAUGGAGCUCUCCACCUUUCAAGCCUGCCCCGCUCAACAUCCUACCAUCGAACAACGAUACACCUUCAUCAAUGGGCAACGUAAAACCUCUGCUGUUGAAAAACAAUGGCGAAGGGACAAUAACCUUUACAUGUACUGUGCCAACCCUGGCCAUGUCUUCGUCAACUGCCCCUCUGCCAAUCGCCCGCGUGAUAAUCAACCAGUUAUGAGGGGUGCCCUCCUCGUACGCGCUCAUAAUGCCGACGACCCCGUUACCCCACCAAUCGCUAUCCCGGGCUCGACUAAUGGCCCCUGCCUGGGACCUUCUAAUGUUUCUCCUUUGUCUGCGUUCUCUAUCUCUGGCUUCUCGGUAUCGUCUGAGGAGGAUAAAUUGGAUGGCGAUCAUUUUGUUGCUUCUUGUAAAAUUGUAAACAAUAAAAUACCCAUUCAAACCUACGCAUUAAUUGAUACCGGCUGCUCCGGGUUCGCAUUCAUUGAUGAAACAUUCGCUUGCCAUAACAACCUUCCAUUUCUUCCCCUUAAAUCACCCCGUACUCUCGAAGUCAUCGACGGGCAGCCCACAUCCUCCGGACAGAUUACCCACCUCUGCUACCUACCGUUAUCAAUCGACUCCCACCAUGAAAGUAUCCCCUUCUUCGUCACCAAACUCGGUUCAUACCCACUAGUACUCGGAAUUCCUUGGCUCCAACUACACGAUGCCACAUUACGGUUUAAGGACAAUAGUAUACUGUUCGACUCCGAAUACUGUAAGCGUAAGUGCAACUCCCCUGCCAUACCCGUUCCCAUUAGAGGGAUCACACCACCACCCCGUUUCCACCUCAUCAGUUCAGCUGCUCUCUGCUGCUUCGCUCGGAGGGACAAACUCCAAAUCUUCAGCACCACUAUCAAGGAAAUAGACCAAGCGAUGGGUGAACCCCUUAAGAAAGACUGGAGAAACCGAGUUCCAACCCGAUAUAAGAGGUUCCAUAAGAUGAUGGACGAGAAGUUCGCUGACGAGAUGCCACUUCGCCGUCGCUAUGACCAUCAAAUACCGCUCAAGGAGGGAAAAGAACCCCCGUUUGGGCCACUUUAUGGUAUGUCCCGUGAGGAGCUCAUCGUGCUUAAGCAAUACAUACAGGACAACCUCCAAAAAGGCUUUAUUCAGAUCAGUUCUUCACCUGCCGGUGCCCCUGUUCUAUUUGUUAAAAAAGCCGAUGGAACACUCCGUCUCUGUGUCGAUUAUCGUGGCCUCAACGGACUUACUGUAAAAAACCACUAUCCGCUGCCACUCAUCCGGGAAACUCUUGACCGCCUCUCCAAAGCCAGGUGGUACACCAAGCUUGACCUUCGCCAAGGGUAUAAUCAGAUCCGAAUGGCUAAGGGUAAAGAAUGGAAAACAGCAUUCCGUACGCAUUAUGGACAUUUCGAAUAUACGGUGAUGCCCUUCGGCCUUACCAAUGCGCCGGCCACCUUCCAACACUUUAUUAACGAUUGCGUCCGUGACUACCUUGAUAUGUUCUGUACAGCCUAUCUUGAGAAUAUUCUCAUCUACAGCGACACCUUCGAGGAACAUCAAGUCCACGUCGAAAGGAUCUUGGAAGCCCUACAAAGAAAUAGAGUACUGCUGAAACCAGAGAAAUGCGAAUUUCAUACCCAAAGCACCACCUACCUCGGCCUCAUCAUCGAACCCAAUGGCAUUAAAAUGGAUCCAAGGAAAGUGGAGACAGUGAAGAAUUGGACCGUCCCCAAAACGGUUAAGGAUGACAUAUCGUUCAAAUGGACACCCAGAGCUCAAACUGCCUUCAACGCCUUGAAAGAAACCUUUACCACCGCUCCCAUCCCUACCCAUUUUGACCCCGAGAAAGAAAUUACCGUGGAAACCGAUGCAUCCGACUAUGUCUCUGCCGGUGUACUCUCCCAAUAUGAUGAUAAUGGUACCCUUCAGCCCAUUUACGAUAAGGAAUUACUGGCGAUUAUUCGAUCCUUCGAGGAAUGGCGACCGGAACUCGAAGGGACUGCACACCCAAUCGCCGUCAUAUCCAAUCAUAAGAAUCUCGAAUACUUUAUGAGUACAAAACAACUCAACCGGAGACAAGCCCGGUGGGCGGAAUCAGGAGAUCUCCCUGGAGAGGGGGAUGAAAGACAAUUACACCAGAGCCAAGUUGUAUUGAAGAGGGAUAAUCUUGAUGUGAAGCUAAGUUUGUUGGCGGGUUCUUUCUCAAACGAGCCCGCUGAAAAGAACGCCUCACUGUGUGGACUAUUCGAUGAAGGAUAUAGCUCUGACCCGUGUCCACAAAGGAUACUGGAUAUGCGGAACAAAGGCGAGCGACAAUCAAAGGACAUAUCACUCGCCGAAUGCACCGAAGUUGAAGGCUGGUUGCUUUACCGAGGUAGUAUAUAUGUACCCGACUACGAACCUCUCAAGCUCCGAAUCCUCCAACUCUACAAUGAUGCUGCCUCCGCCGGACACCCUGGAUGCGAAAAAACAUUCGAACUCAUCAGUCGAGACUACUACUGGCCCCUUAUGCGGAAUUAUAUUGCCCGCUAUGUUCGGAACUGCCACACCUGUCAACGAAGCAAACCCAAGACCCAUGGAAAACUAGGCACACUUCGAUCUUUACCGAUUCCCGAACAACCAUGGCAGGAAGUAUCGAUGGACUUUGUUACUGGCCUACCGGAGAGCGAAGGGUACGAUGCAAUUAUGGUGGUUGUUGACCGGUUAACAAAGAUGCGACAUCUCCUGCCCUAUAAUACCACUGUCAACUCCGAAGAUGUCGCCCAACUAUAUUUGCGGAACAUAUGGAAGCUCCACGGACUACCCACACAUGUCACCUCCGACCGCGGUACGCAAUUUACAGCCAAGUUCUGGAAGGCUCUCUGUAAACACCUCAACAUCGAAGCAAGAAUGUCCACUGCCUUCCACCCAGAGACCGACGGCCAAACUGAAAGGCUGAACGCCGUAAUGGAACAAUAUCUACGUGGGUAUGUCUCUUAUCAACAGGACGAUUGGGUAAAAUGGCUCCCUAUGGCAGAAUUCUCCGCCAACAACCAGCUUGACAAGACCCUACCAAGCCUUAAUGCUAAAGACUUCGCCUUGAAGAUGAAAGAACUCCACGAAUACCUACGUACGAACAUCCGUAUGGCGCAAGACCAACAAGAACAGGCCGUCAAUGCCAAACGAACGCCAGCUCCACGGUAUGGCAUUGGCGAUAUGGUGUUUGUUUCAGCAAAAAACAUCCGAACCACCCGUAACUCUCGGAAGUUGGAAUGGAAGAAACUGGGACCAUUACCCAUCAAGGAAAUCAUAUCGCCGUAUGCGUACCGAAUCGGCAUGCCUAGGGGUAUGAAGGUGCACCCUGUCUUCCAGGUAUCGUUGCUAAACCCGGCUGCAAAUGACUCCAUGCUGGGACGAACUCAACCACCAGCUCUACCUAUUAUCGCCGAACUCGAAUAG